AUGUCUGAGACCAAAGCAGAAAGUCCGCUGUCUGCCCCAGAGGACGACCAGGACGAGGUGACAGAGGCCGUGUGUCUGGAGUCGGACCUCAAGGAGGGACAGAUGAUGGAGGUGGAGGUCGGAGGUCACACGCUGCUGCUGACCAGGACCGAGGGCAAAUACUCUGCUCUGGAAAACCAGUGCACCCACUACGGCGCUCCUCUCUCCAAAGGGGUGAUUUCUGGGACCCACGUGCGCUGUCCGUGGCACGGCUCCUGCUUCAACACUCACACUGGAGACGUGGAGGAGUUUCCUGGAAUGGACAGUCUGCCCUGUCACAAGACCAUCAGACAGGGGAAAAGGAUUAAACACAUGGGAGGAGCGGAGCCGGGAAACUCUCGCACAGCUCUGCUCAUCGGUGGAGGAGCCACGUCUCUGAGCUGCGCCGAAACUCUCCGACAGGAAAACUACAGCGGUCGCAUCAUCAUGGUGUCGCGGGAUUAUCUCCUGCCGUACGACAAGACGCGUCUCAGCAAGGUGAUGAAUGUGCAAAGCGAGAGCAUUCUGUUGAGAGGGAUGGAGUUCUAUCAGAAAUAUGACAUCGAAGUUUGGCUCAAGAAAGAGGCGAAGUGUCUGGACACCGAGGCCAAAACAGUGACGUUUGACGAUGGGACGGUUCAGAGCUACGACCAUCUGCUCAUCUCCACCGGCUGCAGAGCGAAGGUGCUGGACGUCCCGGGGAUGGACCUGAAGAAUGUGCUGAUGUUGGAAACUCCUGAAGACGCACGACAGAUCCACGCCGUCUGCGAGGGCACCCGCGUCGUCCUCGUGGGAACCUCCUUUGUCGGGAUGGAGGUGGCCUCCUACAUGUUGAACAAAGCGUCUGACAUCACAGUGAUAGGCAGCAGCGACAUCCCGUACCAGAACACUCUGGGGAAAGAGAUUGGGAAGAUCACUCUCCAGAUGUUGGCAGAGAAAGGCGUAAAGUUUCACAUGAACGAGUUUGUGACAGAGAUCCGAGGAGCGAACGGGACGGUAAACUCUCACAUCACAGUCCGUCUUUACAAGAGCCGCAGACUUAAAAUGUUUGUUUGUUUUCAGUUGAAGGACGUGGUGUUGAAAAGUGGAGCCGUGAUUCCUGCGGAUGUUUUGAUCGUUGGUAUCGGUGUCAACCCAAACUCAGAGUUACUUCGAGGGACUGACGUGAGACUGGACCACAAGAGAUUUGUCGUUGUUGAUAAGUUUAUGAAGACCACAGUCCCGGAUGUGUUUUGUGGAGGUGACGUCUGCACCUUCCCUCUGACCAUUGCCGAAGACCAGCAGGUGAACAUCGGACACUGGCAGAUGGCUCAGGCUCACGGGAAGGUAGUGGCUCUGAACAUGUUGGGUAGAGCGACACAACUGAACUCUGUCCCUUAUUACUGGACCGUCCAAUUGGGGAGAACCAUACGAUACGCAGGCUUUGGCGAGGGCUACACUGAGAUCAUUAUUAAAGGAAAGGUUGAAGACCGGAAGUUUCUGGGACUGUACAUAAAAGAUGAACGAGUGGUGGCAGCGGUCAGCCUGAACUUUGAUCCCGCGGUGUCUGCAGUGGCCGAGCGGCUGCUGUCGGGGCCAGUCAUCACCAAAAUGGAGGCACAGUAG
Molecule: messenger RNA, 1623 nt
Organism: Knipowitschia caucasica
Lineage: Eukaryota; Metazoa; Chordata; Actinopteri; Gobiiformes; Gobiidae
Source: the annotation of a GenBank genome assembly